Molecule: messenger RNA, 249 nt
Organism: Staurois parvus
Lineage: Eukaryota; Metazoa; Chordata; Amphibia; Anura; Ranidae
Source: the annotation of a GenBank genome assembly
AGUGAGCGGCCACGUGAAAAAUGCGCAUCAGUGCAAUGCACAGUUAACAAGGGUAGAUUUAGAUGUGCACAGGGGCGGACUGACAACUCAUGGGGCCCCCGGGCAAUAGGGGAUCAUGGGGCCCCUGUGUCCUUGCCCAAACUCAAAAAAGUCAAUGAAAAAGGUACCAGGGGCAUCUCAUGGGGCCCCCUACUGACCUCGGGCCCUCGGGCAGUGCCCGAGUCUCCAAAUGGUCAGUCCGCCCCUGGA